Cryptomeria japonica (Japanese cedar) is the source of this 987-nucleotide messenger RNA. Its product is annotated as RING-H2 finger protein ATL52. Bases 1 to 810 code for a protein of 269 amino acids. Lineage: Eukaryota; Viridiplantae; Streptophyta; Pinopsida; Cupressales; Cupressaceae. Gene Ontology annotation, biological process: protein ubiquitination. The transcript has a single exon. The record is from RefSeq and is a predicted model, not a curated record. Gene Ontology annotation, molecular function: transferase activity.
AUGAAUUCAUCUGGUCCUCCUUUUCCACCGACUCCAGAACAUCCAUACAAUGUCAAUCCAGUUCUGAUUUCAAUAAUAGGGGCACUGGGCAGCAUAUUUCUGGUAGUAGGCUAUUACCAUCUCCUCCUCAAGUACUGCUCUUGUUUCGAAAAUAUCAUCCGCAGACGCAUGGGGGGAAUCCAACAGGGCUCUGCAAGCGAAGACGACCUUUCGGGCCCUGGUUUAGACCAUUCCCUCAUAGCCAAAAUCCCCAUCUUGAAAUACGAUGCCCGGAAUACUGAUUCUGGCAAUGAAUGUUCCGUCUGUUUAACAGAAUUUACCGAAGGGGAACUGGUAAGAGUGCUACCCAAAUGCAGACACGCGUUUCAUAUUUCCUGUAUUGGGCUCUGGCUAAACACCCACAGCAACUGCCCUCUCUGCAGAGCCAACAUAGCAACGAGCCUCAAUGACAGCCUUUUUCCAGAGAAACAUGAGGAUCGAAGUCCACCCACACGUCACGAGAUCGAGCCCCGGCGGUCUCCAAUGCAAUCUCAUUCUCCAGCAGACUAUAAUGCUCCGCCAGCUAGAGUAAAUGCAGUUGAGAUGCCUUUGCCCAGGUCGUUUAGUUAUGCGGGUUCUUCGCAUCUUCCGCCAGAGGGGGCUUCUAGUUCUCAGUGGUACCAACGUUUUAGGUGGAGUGCGAGAAGAUCUUCGCCUUCUCGUGAAGAGAUGCGCAGUAGAUUGUUGGACAGCGACGAUUCCUUUGCUAACAAGGAUCUUGAAGUGGGUAUCAAUUUUGAUCGACCUGUAAAUAUCUCUAAUGGAGGAUAGCACUCUUCUUCUGCAGCUAAGAGGGAAUUUUUGUGACGCAGAGUUUCUAUUUCUUAAGCUCUGUAUGCUAAAUAUUGAUGCAAACAAAUUUUAUGCAUUUAAAUCCAGGAAAAAGAGGUAAUAAAAUUGUUUCCGUUGCAGUAAAUAUUGUGCAGGUUUGUUUCUGAAAGGAUACCG